CAGCAGCUGUAUUUCUCCAGAGGAUACUGAAGGCAAUCAGCAGCAAAAAUACCGCCUCUAAGCCUUCUCCGUGUAUCCUUCCUACUGCAGGUCACAGGAACAUGAAGAUUGUUUCUCUGCAGGUCCUGUUUGUGCUGUGGGUCUUGUAUCUGGGGACCCUGACUGAAGGGCAACCUAAAGCACCUCUGAAGUGUUCAAAGGAGUGUGGCCGUUUUACAUUCAGCAUACCUGAGAAGCGAAUAAAAAGCUAUCGCAGAACUGAACCACAAUGCACCAAACAAGGCAUCAUAUUUAUUACUCAGAAAUCCUUGGAGAUUUGUGCAGAUCCAGGAGAGAACUGGGUGAAGAAGAUCAUAUGGAAAUUGAACCAGAGAAAGGCCUCAGCAACAUCCCCGCUUCCACAUGCUGACACUUCAGCAGCAGUGCCAGAAAAUCCUGGCAUUUUUCACAGACAUGUUGGUCUUACAGUAACAGCUUCACCUCAAGCUGCUGCUCCAACCAGUACUUUUCAAGGGGCUGGCAUGACAAUUCUGGAGGGUAUAAAUACUCCUAUUCUCAGGACAGAGAUGUCCAGCACACCCACACCAGCCAUGCCGUCCAUCACGCAGUUCUCUACAGGACCAUCCCCUGUGAUAUGGGAAAUUGCUGCCCACUCUGAAAAGAGUUCAGAGGCAAACAGAGAUUCCACAAAAGCUAUUUCACAUUCAACAGCUUAUGCAACCGGCACAGUCCCCAACCAGUCUAUUGCAUAUUCCAUGGCUCUUGUGCAUGGCUUGGAGAACUCUGUAGGAUCUACAGAAGAACCUGUAGGAGAUAAUGCAAAUGUUACAUCUGUUGUUCCAGAUAUGACUUCUCCUAGCUUGAAUUCAGACUCUGUGUCCACUACCAAAGCAUCAGACCAUUCAGUAGGUUCCACAGAUGAAUCCCUAGGCCUUACAAGUGCAAGAGCCAACACAUCAGACAUUGCUUCUAAGAGUCUUAAUUCAGAUCUUCCCUCCAUCCUAGGCAGUACUGAGAUUACCACAAUCCCUUCAACACCUUUUGCAUCUGUUCCACCAGAUGCUACUUCAAUUUCUACUUUAAACCCCACAACUGUCAUAGGUGAAGGUUAUUCUGUCCACACCACAAUUUUUUUGGGUUCCUGGACAGAUGCUUUUGAUACUAGAAUAUCUGAACAUUCAUCACCUUUAGGAAAGGAAGACCUUCCAGAUACAUCAGCGUUUACCAGUCAAACAUUCUCAAGCCAAGCCAGAGCACAGUUGACUACAAAAAGCCCAAAUGAUCCACCUUUUCCCAGCUUCUUAUCAAGAUCCCAAAUGCACUUUGUCAUCCCAGUUUGUCUGGUAGGUGGUCUGAUUGCUUGCAGUGCUGCUACUGUCUGGCUAUAUAAAAAAAUGGGAAUAAAAAAAAAAGCAAUGCCGAUGGAAAUGGUACAGGGUUUGCUCAACCAGCAGGAAGGACAUCAAGCCAAUGUCUAUCCAGUGGAAGUAAUCUGAAUGCUUUAUGGUAUGGACGUUUUUGUCAUAUAUCUGUUGUGUUGCUACAGGAAAGCUAAGUUUAUACUGAUCCGAUGACCAGUACAAAAUAAGCUAAGGAGUACAAAUACCAAAGAAAAUGUAUUUUUUUGCAGAGCAGAAUAUGCAAAAAUAUAUCUAAAUUGUCAUUAACCAAUGCUAGUAUUUUGGGAAUAAAUUACGUGCCUUUUUUUCUGGCACAGUAAUGUACAAACAUUAGAA
Rhea pennata is the source of this 1736-nucleotide messenger RNA. RefSeq names its product C-X3-C motif chemokine ligand 1 (gene CX3CL1). NCBI's taxonomy places the organism in Eukaryota, Metazoa, Chordata, Aves, Rheiformes, Rheidae. Gene Ontology annotation, biological process: eosinophil chemotaxis; immune response. The transcript is spliced from 3 exons. Bases 102 to 1496 code for a protein of 464 amino acids. Gene Ontology annotation, cellular component: extracellular region. Gene Ontology annotation, molecular function: chemokine activity. The record is from RefSeq and is a predicted model, not a curated record.